AUGUCAGUUGAGGGCGAUCAGGGUUUCUCGAUACCUAUUCCGAAUUUUUCUAAUUUCGGCAAGCGCCCAAAAAUUGAUAGUCUCGACAAGUGGCUUACGGCUUUUGGUAUUUACGCGUCGGUUGUCGUUGAAAAAUUUCCUCAUAAGGCCUCGCAGUUGUUUGCCAACCAGUGCAUAAUCCGAGAAGCCUUGCAAAAGUUCAAAGGUUUAGCUUGGUAUGCGUACGAUAUAGCUUUUCGAAAACUCACCGCGAAAAAUCCAGCCCUAAACUGGGGUGAACGCCAUCUUCAGCUGUGGCUGGAUAAAUUUACCGGUCUUGCGCGAUCUGUCUGUUUUGUCUGUGGCAGCGCUGAUCAUAUUUCUGACCUAUGCCCUCUUUCCUCAUCAAGGUUCGACGGUAAUCGGCCUCGUUUUUCCAACCAACGAGGUUUCUGCCACAAUUUCAACGGGGGAGUCGCCUGCGCAGCCAAUCCAUGUCCUUUCGAACAUCGCUGCAACCAACCAGACUGUGGCGGACGGCAUGCCUCCUACGAACACGCUGAACCCAGCGCUACACGAACUGAGGACACUUUGCGACGCAGAAAACACAAGUAA
Paramuricea clavata is the source of this 594-nucleotide messenger RNA. The record is from the annotation of a GenBank genome assembly. Lineage: Eukaryota; Metazoa; Cnidaria; Anthozoa; Malacalcyonacea; Plexauridae.